CGGGGAACCCGAACUUUUCUCUCCUCUCUCUUGUCCAUCACAUCACGCACCCUUUGAUACCCUCCCACUCCCUCUCGGUCAAACAACUGAUUCAAGAUGGCAUUCGGAAAGCUCUUCACCUACCCGGCUAACCCCCGCACCACGGCCAUUCGCGCUGUCGCGAAGGCCAACAACGUCGACCUCGAGUUCAUCGAGGCUGACCCUACCAAGCCCUCCGUUGAGCACCUCAAGGCCAACAAGCUCGGCAAGGUCCCCGCCUUCCUCGGCGAGGAUGGCUACCCUCUCUCCGAGUGCAUCGCCAUUGCCAUCUACAUCACCUCCCAGAACGAGAAGACCACCCUCCUCGGAAAGACCAAGCAGGACUACGCCUCCAUUCUCAAGUGGAUGUCCUUCGUGAACUCCGAGGUCCUCCCCCCCAUGGGCGCCUGGUACCGCCCUCUCCUUGGCAAGGACUCCUACAACAAGAAGGCCGUUGAGGACUCCUCCAAGGUCGCUCUCAAGGCCGUCAAGGUCAUUGAGGAGCACCUUCUCAGCAACACCUACCUCGUUGGCGAGCGCAUCACUCUCGCUGACCUCUUCGCCGCCGGCAUUAUUGCCCGUGGCUUCGAGUUCUUCUUCGACAAGGCGUGGCGCGCGGAGAACCCCAACGUCACCCGUUGGUACUCUACCAUCAUCAACCAGGAUAUCUGGACCGCCGUUACCGAGAAGCAGGAGUUCCUCGAGACUCCCAAGCUGACCAACGUCGCUCCCAAGAAGCCUGAGCAGCCCAAGAAGGAGGCUGCCCCCAAGGCCGCUAAGCCUGCCCCCGCUCCCGCUGCCGAGGAGGCUCCCGCCGCCCCUAAGCCCAAGCACCCCCUCGCUGAGCUCCCCCGCGCCACCUUCGACCUCGAGGAGUGGAAGCGCCAGUACUCUAACAUCAAGAACCACGAUGAGGCCAUGCAGUGGUUCUGGGACAACGUCAACCUCGAGGAGUUCUCUCUCUGGAAGGUCAAGUACAAGUACAACGACGAGCUCACCAUGACCUUCAUGUCCAACAACCUCAUUGGCGGCUUCAACAACCGUCUUGAGGGUUCCCGCAAGUUCAUCUUCGGAUGCGCUGCCGUCUACGGCACCAACAACGACUCCGUCAUCGAGGGUGCCUUCGUCAUCCGCGGCCAGGACUACAAGCCCGCUUUCGAUGUCGCUCCCGACUACGAGAGCUACGAGUUCGAGAAGCUCGAUGCUUCCGCCCCCGAGACCAAGAAGUUCGUCUCGGACUCUUGGGGAUGGGAGGCUCCCAUCACCCACAACGGCAAGGAGUACCCCGUUGCCGACGGCAAGGUCUUCAAAUAAGCGCAUCGCUCAAUGGAGUGAUCCAAAAUUCAUGGCUUAUGGCAGAGAUGAAAUGAGUUUACGAAUCGGCAAGGAGGGUGUGCAGAUGAUGUUAUGGACCCGAAGAGGAAUAUCCUGUGCGUAAUGCCCGAGGCUGUGUGCCAAGUUACUAGGUCUGAGUCACUAGGACGAGGCAGAAGAUGCAGGUUGUUCCUGAUCAAAACCAAAAGAACACUUUUCCAAUUUCA
Messenger RNA from Colletotrichum godetiae, 1559 nucleotides. Its product is annotated as glutathione S-transferase domain-containing protein. The transcript is spliced from 4 exons. Gene Ontology annotation, biological process: translational elongation. The record is from RefSeq and is a predicted model, not a curated record. Bases 97 to 1332 code for a protein of 411 amino acids. Gene Ontology annotation, molecular function: translation elongation factor activity. Lineage: Eukaryota; Fungi; Ascomycota; Sordariomycetes; Glomerellales; Glomerellaceae. Gene Ontology annotation, cellular component: nucleus; cytoplasm.